Messenger RNA from Paramecium tetraurelia, 132 nucleotides. RefSeq lists its product as uncharacterized. The record is from RefSeq and is a predicted model, not a curated record. The transcript has a single exon. NCBI's taxonomy places the organism in Eukaryota, Ciliophora, Oligohymenophorea, Peniculida, Parameciidae.
AUGAUUAAUUAAAGAAACCAUUCAAAAAUAUCAUGGUCUGAAAUACUAAUUCAUCUAAGAAACAAAGAUGUGAAGAAAUAAUAAAUAAAAAAGAGGCUAGAUAAAUUAAUUUCUAAAAUUGAACAUUUAUGA